Molecule: messenger RNA, 5410 nt
Organism: Dinoponera quadriceps
Lineage: Eukaryota; Metazoa; Arthropoda; Insecta; Hymenoptera; Formicidae
Gene: Atg18a
Product: WD repeat domain phosphoinositide-interacting protein 2-like
Exons: 11
Coding region: 774-2162 (462 amino acids)
Biological process (GO): protein localization to phagophore assembly site; protein lipidation; autophagy of mitochondrion
Cellular component (GO): cytosol; phagophore assembly site membrane; extrinsic component of membrane
Molecular function (GO): protein binding; phosphatidylinositol-3,5-bisphosphate binding; phosphatidylinositol-3-phosphate binding
Source: RefSeq, a predicted model, not a curated record
AAUCCAAAGAGAGAGAGAGAGAGAGAGAAAAGUCAAUUACACUAAAGUGCGCGGCCACACUCAAAGAACAAAGCAUUCAGCGAGCGGCGGAUAUUCGAUGAGUUUCAUCGCCAUUCCCCGAUUAGAUCGCCGAGGCUGCUCACUGGUCGCUUUGUCUCACCGAACGCGUGGUCAUUGUGCAUCACACAUUCGGAGGGAGAAAGAAAAGAAGCGCGUGACGCACGAAAAGAGAGCGAGCGACCGACCGAAAACGGAAACGCGCGCGCGGUCGCCAUGGCAACGGGACACGCGGAAUCAGGCGGAAACGGACUGAUGUUUCGCGUUCCGCCGUUCCUGCCAGCAGCUGCGAGUGUCAGCUGUUCAAUAUGAAACGAUAGCGGUGCAGUCACUUGUAGGAGUCGGCGACGUCAGACACUUCCGUCGCGGACGUUAGCCAGUUAGCUAGUCAGUGGAUCGUCCGUAAUAAUAUCGUGCGUGCGCGAACGAGUGUUUGCAAACGGGACAGAUAAACGGGAGAAACAGAUAGAUACGGACAAAGGAGCGCGAGGAACAGAUAUAGACAGUGCGCGAGGGUGGGGAGGUGAAAAGGAGAGGGCGCGGAAAAAGAGAGAGAGAGAGAGAGCACGAGUGCGUGUGGGAGAGAGAGUGAUUGAAUGCGUGAGUGAGAGAGAGAGGGAUAGGCAGACGGACAGACGAACGGACAGAGAGUGAGGAACGUCGCGGUGUAAGUGGCCGAAGGAGGAGAGCGUAUACGCGCGCCACUCGUACGAUUUAUGCAAGAUCUCGCGCGCAACCUGGAUGUAUUAACGCAAGGGCUAAAAUACGGCAUAUCAGGACUAAUGAACCUCGCAAAUCAGACGUCGGACAGUCCGCAGAGCGGUCCCUACUUCGUUAACUUCAAUCAGGACUGCACGUCUCUGGCAGUGGGAUCGAAGUCUGGAUACAAGCUCUUUUCCAUCAGUUCUGCCGGACAUCUUGAGAAGAUAUACGAGAAUGAUACUGAGGAUAUUUGCAUUGUCGAGCGAUUGUUCAGCAGCAGUUUGGUGGCGGUCGUUAGUCUUUCAUCUCCCCGUACGCUCACAGUAUGCCACUUCAGGAAAGGCACGGAGAUAUGCAACUACAGUUACUCGAAUACCAUUUUGGCUGUGAAACUCAACAGAGCGAGAUUGGUGGUAUGUCUGGAAGAAUCAUUGUACAUUCACAAUAUACGGGACAUGAGAGUGCUGCACACAAUUCGUGACACUCCACCUAAUCUGUCAGGCCUUUGUACACUUUCGAUAUGUAGCGACAAUUGUUAUCUAGCUUAUCCCGGCUCGAAUACCAUCGGGGAAGUUCAAAUAUUUGACGCGAUCCAUCUCCAAGCCAAGACAAUGAUACCGGCACACGAUAGUCCACUGGCAGCGCUCGCUUUCAGCUCCACCGGUACCAAAGUCGCGACGGCCUCUGAAAAGGGCACUGUGAUCCGAGUGUUUGACGUUCACGAGGGUACAAAAUUAUUCGAAUUCCGCCGCGGAGUUAAGAGAUGCGUCACGAUAAGCAGUCUCUCUUUUAGCAGCGAUUCUAUGUGGCUUUGUUGUUCCAGCAAUACGGAAACAGUGCAUAUAUUCAAAUUGGAGGAACCAAAGGAAACGCCGGGGCAAACUACGGACGAAGCACAAAGCUGGAUGGGCUAUUUGACGAAGGCUGUGACAGCGUCGGCGAAUUACCUGCCGUCGCAAGUGACUGAUGUUUUUACUCAAGGACGUGCUUUUGCUAGUGUCCACCUACCGUUUCAAGGGCUGAAAAAUGUUUGUGCCAUCACCGUAACACACAAAAUACCAAAACUAUUGGUAGCUAGUGCCGACGGUUACUUGUAUGUCUACAACUUGGACUUGACGGAAACCGGAGGUUGCACACUUCUAAAACAGCAUAGAUUAGAUGAUAAGCAAGACGAGACGGAUUGUGGUGGUUCCGGAACAUCUGCACAAACAGUACAAAAUACAGCCUGCAUAAAUAGCUACGCGGGUGCGUUGCGUGGCCGCUCGCCAGACUCCAUGUCAGGUACUGAAUCAGAGAAGUAUCAGGAGAUGAUAGCGGCGACAGAAAGCCCACCGAAAGGCGGCGGCCCGUUCCGUCUGGAUGACGAUUCUGAGUUUCCACCCGUCACGCAAAGGGCAGACUGAGCGUGAGGCGCGAUUUUAAGGCAUAUCAAAAGUUCAAGGUGGCGUGGAUUAAGAAAACGAAACCGACAAAAAAAAGAAAGAAACGGAAGCGAGGGGUCAACGAUCUCGGCGACGCGAGCGAAAGGGAGCACAGAGAGACCAGAGGACGUCCAGUAUUACACACGGAUAACACCGAACCCCGCUGCUCCCUCCGAGUGUUUGGCUGGAACGGAACCGAGAGGUCCGGACCUCGCCGACAGUGUCGUUGAGGAUCCGAGCGAGGUGUUCGGGUGGAAGGACCAUCGUCCGUCAAGCGGAGGAAAAAUCGGCUUUCUUCACGCACGGCGGCGGUCGCGACGCCGUUCCGGAGACAAAGAAGAAGCAUCUCCGAGCGGCACCCUCGAUCGUAUCGCCUCGAAGCUGGCUGAAUGAGAACGGCGGUAUCGGGAUUUUGUUCGUUCAUUAGACAGCAUCUGCGAAUGCAGCUUCCGAAAAGAUAUAGUAAUCCAAUGGCGGAUAAGAGCGCGAAUGAACGGACAUUUUCCGGGGCUUUCGCGAUAGGAGAACUUCGUUUUACUUGCGGUAGGAGCGAGGCGAAUUUUUAACGGACAAAUUAGGUAGCGAAGUUACCUGCCGUGUCUCUUAAUUGCAAGGUUAUCGUGCUCGGAACGAUCGCGGGAAACCGUAGCGGAAUUCGCGAGUAACUUAGAAAAAUUCCGGACCAGAGAUAAUGAAUGUGAGAUUAGUCGCUUUCCGCGCUGUCGUUGUCGACGAGCGCAUGGCGAGACCUGCAUUUGUCUCGAGCGUCUUGUGCGAGUUAUGAAUAACCGGUUGUGUGCACGAAUUUCGCCAAAAAGAUUACUUUUAACAGACCGGCACGACACUUCUUUAAGUGUAUAAGAAGGAACAAAAUUAGAAAGUACAAGGAUAUAUAUAUUAUCUGAGCGUCGGGAGAAGCCGACGUAAGCGACCACGUCCCGUUUAAAGACUCGAGGGCUUGCCGAGGGCGCCGAUAAAACGAUCGGCGAGGGAGGAACAUUCGCAGGCCGACAUAUCCAUGUUCUGACGCGAGAUAACAUUGUAAAUAAAUCCGCCGCCUCAUUCGCCGGGUGUAAACUGUACGUUAUGUCCGCUGCGUUUGUGAGAGUGAAAUGUGUGCGUGCGUAUGCGUGCCUGAAAAUCGACACCGGUGAAAAUGAGAACCNCCCCCCCCCCCCCGCUCCCCUCCCAUGCUUUCCGUCGUUCACAUUGGCAUCCGCGAGAAACGGCCGAAUGGUUCUCCUCGCGAGAUAUUUAAAUAAUAUCAUCGUACGUUCGAGCUGAGGAAACGCAGCGUAUUAUUAUUACACUUCAUGGUUAUUUCGUUGGAUUACUAUAUUUUUAUCGACUGAAUCUUUGUCUUCUGUGUUCAACAAGGGAAGCUCAUGUUCUUUUAUUGGAUAUAAAAAAAAAACAUUAUAACAUUUAUGAGUACGGUGUGUAGGUGAGAAUACCGGUAGCGGUAGCUUCAGUUGUGUAUUUCUUCUGUAUAAAAUGUAAGAUCGUCGAACGUACGUUUUGUUUCUCGUGUGUGUGUGUGUGUGUGUGGAAGAGAUUCAGGCACGAUCCGGGUCGUACGACUUUGCCAAAAACAAAAGAGAAAAAAAGAAGACACUCGUCUCGCAAUGUUACUUUGUUCGUUGGGCAUUUAGUAUCCGAAAGUAUCGUUUGAAUUUUCGCGUGACAACAAUGAGACGGUGAAGCAACGACAAACGAUUUCGGAGACACGUGUGUGUGUAUGUGUUAUUCUCGUUUGCUGCGUGCGAGGUGUGUGGCUUGAAAGCGCGAAACAAAAAGAGGAUUUCAUUCCAUUUCCUUCGAAGAAUUCGCAACAAAGUUCUGCUUACGUUAUCGCGCUGUCAACGCGGUGUUAACGAGAUGAUUUUUCCCGAACGCCAAGCGUACGUACCGAAUUUUGAAUUCCAUGCAAAUUUUAUAUCUUGUUACCGUGAACGAACAUCGUAUGCUGUAUUUUAUGCUUUGUACCAAGCGCGAACAUUAUAAUUAAACAUUACGCAAUCGUAUAUAUUUCACAAAAUGUGCAAUAAGUCUGUCUCUCUUUCUCUCUUUCUCUUUGAACUCUUUUCUUCGAAUUGAUUAUCGAAAGUUGUCAUGACAUGUAAUUUGUAUAAAAUAACUAAUUAACUGACUAGGAACAGAACCUUCGAUCUUAUACAUACAUACAUACAUAUAUAUAUAUAUAUAUAUAUAUAUAUUUGCGUUUUAUUUACUCGAGCUUGAUUGUGUACGAAAUAUUUUCCAUUAGAUCGGUGCCAAUUUACCCGGAGUAUAUAAGACAACACCGGCGCUGGCGAGAAAAACGCGUUUUAUCAUGUACUAGUAAUACGGUUAAGUGGAGCACACACAGCUGCUGAGUUUUGUCGUGACUCUGUAGCGUAUCGUGUAAUUUAACGGAUCUUAUAUAGUAUCUCCGAUUACAAAUAGGAAGUUUCUUUCCGAACUGAGAUAUUCGGCGCGGUCGGCGUGAUGUCAAGUACCGUAUAGACCCGUGUGUGAUGUGUCGUUCAGGCGGUUUUAUACUAACGAGUUUUAUUUGGUAAAUAGUCCUAUACUUUUAUAAAGAUAAAUAAAGGUAAAAAAAAAGCGUCAAUAACCAAAUGUACAUAAAAAAAAAUGAAACGUGCUGAGGUUUGAGUUUUGACGUCGUUGCGUAUGAAGUUUCCUAUAUUAAUACACGUGAUUGUGCUGAACCGCAAAACGGAAGGGAAUACCUACGAGUCCUUCCACAUCUACGAUUGGUUCAACAUCCCAUCUUUAUUUGUAUUUAAUAAACCUGCUGACGAUUUUUUAUAAAUCGAUCAUGCCUUCUUUCAUUUGAAAAAAUUGCGCUAUCACAUCUCGCUCCAUCUAUCUCUAUCUCUCUUUCUCUCGAUAUUCAUCUGGAAACUUGUCAUAUUUUACGCUGCCGUGAAUCGCGUCGAAGCACGAAAAAAAUAUCCAUACAAUCGCUACCAAGUUUCCGAAUGAAAAAUGAACGAAUUUUCAUCUUCCUCGCCGGGCCUGUUUCUUCGCAUUUGGAUUAACAUUCCUGUUGUGCGCGCGACUCGAUAUCUCGACUAAAAAUACGUGAGGCAAAAAUUAAAACAAUACGAGAUUGUAGCGAAUCAAGGAUAUAUACGUGAGAUUUUCCAUACAUUAUUUAAAAACGUGCGUAUCCUUUUUCUCCAAUUAUCUUUUCUAUAUACCGAAUCACCGUGAAGGAAUUGGAG